GCCGUUUUGCGAUUGUCUGUUGUGAUUGUGCUGCUGUGGGCAUUUUGAAAAGGGCAUAUGGUUUUCUCCCGGGGAUCGCGAAGCGCCGCGUGUGUGAUGUGGCCGCAUUAGUCUCUGCUGUCCUUAUCAGUGGUAACAUUUGAUGAAUGGCUCUACGUCGACCUCUUGCGACGGUGCUCAGAGCUGCUGGUGCGGGCAACGGGAUCGCCGCCGCCACCUCCCAAGGCGUGAACUGGGGCAAUGGUGAAAGGACGAAAAAAGUGCGCUACGAACCCUACUCGCAGCAAGAAGAGUGCGCCCGCUUCAUGUCGCUCCGGUGAUGUCAACGCUUCAGUGAAACAGCAGGAUGGCAAAUCGACCGUGGCCAGUGCCACCAGGACUUCACCGCCGGUCACCAGAAGCACUCGGAUAGACGACUACUUCCCCGUUCUGGGGGCCGAAAUGGCGACUGCCGAAGAGGUAGCGAGCGAGCACAGUUACUCACGGCGGCGCCCCAUCAAGAGGGAGCCCCCCUGCCCGCUUCAGCAGCUAGUGGAACCCGAGGUUCAAAUUCCGUGCCCGGACGCUGCAGCGCUUCCCGCCGGCCUGAGCCUUACGGCCACGCAGCCCCCCUCGCCCCCAUCUGUGGACACAAAAACGCCCGCUGUUGUGGUGCACAGGACCUACCAGGACAGGAGCAAAAGUGCCUCCAGAGCUACGAACAAGCCAGCCACUAAGGUCACUGUCAAGGCUCCUGUGGCAGCAGAGCACGACCCCUUAAAGGUGGCAAAAAGAAAAACUGAGGUGCCAUGCCACUCCCUGACAGAGUACUUUUCCAUCCGAAGGAGUGGACGCAAGACGAAGGCCACACUUGUGAAAGAGAAACAGAAGCAGGUUGAAGAUGCAAUUUUGAACGGCAUUGAAGAAGGCUUCCAGGUCGUAGAGCUUGCUGACAAGGGCCGGGGAGUGACUACGUCUCGGCCACUGAAAGCCGGUGACUUUGUGCUGGAGUACGCUGGUGAACUCAUUGACGUGCAAGAGGCAAAGCUGCGCGAACAGAUCUACGCCACUGACUCAUCAAUCGGGUGCUACAUGUACUACUUCACCUGCAGGAACAAACAGUAUUGUGUUGACGCCACGAAAGAAACUGGCCGGCUUGGACGGCUUGUGAACCACAGCAAGCGAGGCAACCUAAAGACGCAGACCUGCAUUAUCAAGGGCGUACCUCACUUGGUGCUCGUGGCCCAACGUAACAUUGAAGCCGGAGAGGAACUGCUGUACGACUACGGAGACCGCAGCAAGGCGUCACUCCAGUUUCACCCCUGGUUGGCAUUGUAGCCAGCUCUCCACGGUGGCAGCUUCGUAAAGAGUCGGCACAGCAGUGAUCCGGGGUGCACGCCUUUCUGCCUGGGUUUUUUUUUUUUUCCCCAGUGUUUUACAGAGCCUUCCCUGCCAGGGCCCUGCCGUUGUUCUAACACACGUGUCUCUAUUUAUACGGCUCACAGAAGUGUUGUUUGACAGAGCAGUGUCGUUUUGAUAAUCCAACAAACAAGGUGUAAAGUGUAUACCUAUUAGUCUUGGACAGCAAACACAGCUUUGUGUAAUGCAUAGCAGCCCUAUUUGCUGGGCGUCUUGGUGUGUUCAAGUGAAGGUACAGAACUGAUUAGAGUGCAAGGAGAGAAAGAGGACUGCUACCGUACCAUUGUCUAUGUUCUAGUACGUGGCUCUUUAUCUUCACAAAGUAUUGUUCUAAGCUACUCAUUUGUGAAGCAAGCUUCUCGAAGGCGACUUUACAGCUGACGACUAUAGGCACAAGAUAUCUCUGCUCCUUGCCAUCAUUUGGACACAAUUGUUACCCUCCUUACCAUUAAUUGGGAAUAAUUCCAACAUGAUCAGUGCUAGCAUCAAGGUAGAAUCUCGCAGUGAUUAACUAUGCACAUGGGUCGAUGGAUGGAGAAAUAGCGAGAGAAAAUUAAUUGUUCAGAAAGUAUGAGCAUGAUGCAGUUAUAAAAAGAACUAUGAGAAGGAAGAUGCAAACCCGUAUGUCACAAGUAUGUGAAACCUUGCCAGCAUGAUGUUGAAUGCACUGAACAAUGCUACACUGAUCACAACUCUCGCAUGUGAUGUAGUAUCAUACAAUGAAUGUUUCUCUGGUAAUGCUACGACACUUUUAAUGUCCACUUUGGCUCACAGCCAAGUUACAAUUUAAGGCCAGCUUGUUUACAAGGAUGCUAAGCAAUGUGCCUGAACGCUGUAAUAUUUCUGCACUGCAUCACAAUUUAGCUGGUCAUUUGGAGGCUGCCUUAUUUUCAUUUUAUGCAAAUUGGGCAUGCAUCAUCAGUGGGCUAGUGCGAAUAGCAAAUUUUAGGUUCGAAGUGAAUUCGAGUGAUUUUAGUCAAUAAUUUUGUAAUAAUGAUUUUGUCGAAUUCAAAUAGUACAUAUGUCAGGUAUUACAAUUAAAAACGGGCAUAUUUAUCAUUACCCAACUAACCUGCACAAUAUAUUUUUAGGAACUGAAAUAGUUUCUGUGCAAAUGCCUUUUUUUUUCUUCAAGAAAAGUAGAAACAACUUUGAAUAGCAGCAGGAUUUGACCAUCGGUAGAAUGCCAGUGAUAACCUGUAAAAUAUGUUACAUUUAAAAAUUUGCUAUACUCAGAGCAUAUAAGUCAAUAUAACAAGCUUUUAAACUUUGGAAAUGCAUCGAUGUGAGAGUAAUAUGUUCACUUAACUUGGAAGUGUGACUUUGUGGCAGUACGGAUUUCUCCUGGGUACGUGUUCUCACUGCUUAACAAUCCUUCACUGCAGUGAAACCACCUUUACAAAGAGUUAUACACGAAUUUGCAUAUGCUUAAGUGUUUUUGUUUUCACGGCUUAGUACCCCUUUAUUGCUGUGAAACCGCCUUUGUAGGGGUUCACAUGUAGAUUACGUCUAUUCAUUCGUUUCUAAUACUGUAUUAUUCGUUUGAAUAUUCAAAGAUUCGCACAAGCCUAGUUAUCACUGUGUGAAGACAACUUGAUAACGACAGUUAGUACAAGAGAUAGCAAUAUGCAGGAACGAAAAUCUCGCAGGACAAAAGUUUUACUGACAGAUGCAAUCUUAGAGCAUGUUACAGGUGUUCAGGCCAACCUUGCAAAUGCUGCCCAUAAUUGGUGAACAUACAGAAAUUCUAUGAAACAUUCAGCAAAUCAGAAGUCAUGUAAAUAGCGGUCAGAAAGUUAGUUUUUUUGUUAUUCUGUGCUCUUAGUUGGUCUUUUUUUUUUUUCCACUACAGAGAAAGUUCAAAGAUUUUGGCAGCUUUGCAACACGCGUCGCAUAAGUUUCAUUUCAUUCACUUCAAAGUCCUGUCUUUUUCUUGUGCCUGUCUGCAGUUGCUCCUGUUGCUGCACAGUUUGUCAUAGUGAACCUUCAAGAAGAUGCCCAUUUCGCCCCCAUUCUAAAAGCUGCUUUCCGAUUCUUCACUUUAAUUGGGUGCAGAGGUGUCACAAGUGACAAAUGAAGUGCGCUGCAGCAUUCAUUAAAGGUAUUAUAUGCUCAUAGCCCAGAGGGCUACUUGGGAGGUCAUUGGUUUCCCGACGUCCUCAAGUUUGCAAAUUUAAUGGCAUUAUUUUGUAUGGCACUAAUCAAAAAGGAAUGCUCUGACCUGGCCUUCAAACUUCUUUGUCUCCAGAAAAUGUGAUGCUGAAAUUGGCUCCGUGUACUCGAUUCUCCACAAAGCCUCAAAAUUUUCAACUGCACUUCUUGUUGGCAGUUGCCAUAUUGCAUGGUAGUUUAUGUAAUUGGAAAUACUAAAGUAGCACAAAGAUGGACACUAGAGCACACAGUUGCAACAUUCGACAAUCUUAAACAGAAAAACUUUGGAGAAUAGCAUACUGCUUCUAUAUGCUUAUGCGCUCUUCUUGAGUUUUGGACUAGACUUGUUCCUAAAUGGCAUACAGAGAAGAUCGCAUCACAAUCAUAGCGGAUGUUUGCAUUGGCAAAAUGUGUUCUAGCAAACGUGAAUUCAUUGCUGCCGCAAGCAUAUAUCUGAUGUCAGCACAGGACUUCUCAUUUAUUCUGCUACUAUGCAUCAGAAUGACAAUGCUAAUAGCCUUUUGGCUCAAGCUUUACAUCACUGUGAAUAAUUUCCACUUUGUGUACUGGUAAACAGAUUCAUUUCAUUACUUCGCAAGAAAGCGUUCAUACACCCUGUGCCAGUGCUGCAACACAUUGUUGGCAAGUUUGUGUGCAGAGCGAUCACACACUGCCACCGGAGGAAGUUUGUAGUGGUCUUGUUUUGUUAUUGCUAGUAGUAUUAGUAGUUAAACCAAACAUGUUGUUACUCUUUUGGUACAGUAUAGAAAGGCAUUUACACAUGAACAUGUUCUUUUACCAAGUUAUACACUUUCAUGUUCUUGUGUCCAAAGUUUACAUUAUUGUUUGACAUUUUUGCACCACCAUUCACUUAUGCGCCUGCCUUUUCAGUUUUCAACACUGCAUUUCUUAUUGCUUAUAUGUAGAUCCAUAAUCUUAUUAAUUCAGUUAUGGAAUUCAUGAGUCUUUUGUUUAAUGCAGUUUUAGAACGAGAAACUACAGGGCAUGCAAGUUCCCUACUUGAACAAACUUCAUCAGAAGUUUCUGACAUAGAUAAUAAAAUGUGAAGUGCAUUUUUCGUAUAUCGAAAGCAGAUUGCGAACUUCUGUCUAACGCAUUUUGUGCGUGAUAUUUGCACAACCAACUAUUGACAAGAGACCGUCGCUCUGCUCUUGGGUGCAUAUUAUAGCCAUGUACAGAUCACUUCAAGUCUUGUUCGCUUGGUUUCAUGGUGGAGGCAUACCACCUGUAAACCUAGUACAAUAAAGUGCCCAGGUUGAGAACUACCUUUGCAGUCGUUAAGUAGUAUUCACGGAUUUGGCGCAUACUGCAAGUGUGAACCAUGUGUGCUCGUUUUUUGCAAUUGUACAGGCAUGUACCCUCAUCAUCUUUUCAUGUUUUUGACGGCCACUUUGGUUGUUCUUCACUGUAUAAGUUAUUUUUCGGCUUCAUCGUUCCUCAUUACUCUUAUUACUGCACUCAUUAAAUACAAGCAUCUAUACCGCCUC
Messenger RNA from Rhipicephalus microplus (southern cattle tick), 5057 nucleotides. It is a transcript of the gene Set8, whose product is annotated as SET domain containing 8. Gene Ontology annotation, molecular function: histone H4K20 methyltransferase activity; transcription regulator activity; protein binding. The record is from RefSeq and is a predicted model, not a curated record. Lineage: Eukaryota; Metazoa; Arthropoda; Arachnida; Ixodida; Ixodidae. Gene Ontology annotation, biological process: regulation of DNA damage response, signal transduction by p53 class mediator; regulation of transcription by RNA polymerase II. Gene Ontology annotation, cellular component: polytene chromosome; nucleus.